Messenger RNA from Carica papaya (papaya), 690 nucleotides. Its product is annotated as transcription factor-like protein. Gene Ontology annotation, biological process: DNA-templated transcription. NCBI's taxonomy places the organism in Eukaryota, Viridiplantae, Streptophyta, Magnoliopsida, Brassicales, Caricaceae. Gene Ontology annotation, molecular function: sequence-specific DNA binding. The record is from RefSeq and is a predicted model, not a curated record.
AUGAACCAGCAAAGAGGCUGCAGCGGCUUCAAGAAGUUCUUCGGGUCAUGGAUGGACCAACUUCACCAGCUAGUCCAUCAACUCCAGUCCUCCACGGCCCUUAACGAUCCGAACACCCAACAACGCCUCGUUCACUCCGUCAUGUCCCACUUCGCCGAGUAUUAUCGGGUCAAGGCGGCUUCUGCUGAUGUCGACGUUCUCAAUCUCUUUGCCGCACCAUGGGCCUCCACACUCGAACGCUCCCUCCAUUGGAUUGCCGGCUGGAGACCCACAACUGCUUUCCACCUCAUCUACACUGAGUCCAGCAUUCUCUUUGAGGCUCAUAUCAUGGAUAUCCUUCGCGGCGUCAAAACCGGCGAUCUCGGCGACCUUUCCCCGGCCCAGUUCAGGAGAGUGAGCGAGCUGCAAUGCGAGACGGUGAAGGAAGAGAAUCGAAUAAGCAAUGAGUUGGCGGAGUGGCAAGACAGUGCGAGUGACGUGAUGAAGUCGGAGACGGAUCUGGAAGAGAGAAUCCGGCAGCUCGUGAAGGUGGUAAAGAAGGCGGAUGAUCUACGAAUCAAAAUAUUGGUGCAAUUGGUGGAUCUGUUGAACCCACAGCAGGCAGUGGAGUUUAUGGUGGCGGCCGCCGAGUUGCAGUUCGGAGUCCGUGCAUGGGGAGAGUAUCAGGACCGUCAACGUGGCAGUCUAUGA